Anopheles cruzii is the source of this 770-nucleotide messenger RNA. RefSeq lists its product as uncharacterized. NCBI's taxonomy places the organism in Eukaryota, Metazoa, Arthropoda, Insecta, Diptera, Culicidae. Bases 14 to 652 code for a protein of 212 amino acids. The record is from RefSeq and is a predicted model, not a curated record. The transcript has 2 exons.
CACCGGUCACGAGAUGGUUCCCAAUCUGGUUGCUCUCUUUUACUGCGGAACGAUCAUCGGCUGCAUUCUGCCUCACAUCAAAGCGGACAGUAUUGUAAUGGUCGCGAAACGGUACAGCAACAGUUCCUACUCGUGCUACGCGCGCCAUACACGCGACGGCCUGGAGUAUCACCUAACCUACAGCGUUUGCGUAAUGGCACCAGUGAACGGAGUGCAGGAGGGCGCAACCCCCAGCCAGUGUGUCCAUUACGAGUGUUCCAUCACCAGCACCCACUUGAUGGCUGACGAUGGUCAGCUGAGAUGCAAUCGCUCCGACGCAAACGCAGCCCCACCAACCGUUCGCUUUGAUCCUCUGGACGCGCUCCGGGAACAGCCAUCUUUCGAGUCACGGUUCUUUCGAGAGCCAUCGUUUACGCUUCCGGUGAGCCAUCGGCGUGCGAAACGGGACUUCAAUUGGGUUACGUUUUUGGAAAAGUUCUCGUUCAUGGGUCGCCACCAGAGCACGGUCAGUAAAAACAACGAGGCGUACUUUCACUACAAUUUCAUGAACAAACCGUCGGGAGGCGGACGGCCGACCGGGGAGAGUCCCGUAGUUACUACACCUGCCCCAUCCCCCAUACCAACAACCGGAGCGCCAGGCUCUGUUCUUUAAUUACUUCAAAUUUUCGCUUCUGAGUAGUGGUUUGUGAAACUAUAAAGUAUUCCUUGCAAAGUUCUUGAUGUUCAUCUUAACACAUUAACCAAAUUUUUAAUAACGCCAAGAUUGCAAU